UCGCCAAGACGUGCUUUGGGCGAUUUAUCUCAGCGGGCUCCAUCUCCACCAGCCUUCAUAUUCGAUUGAUCGCAUUGGCAGACCAGAUCAGCCGACGACAGGGACAAUAUCAAUUCUCGGGCCUGGCUGCCUUGUAUGCGAGCUCAUUCGAAGAUAAAGUGUAUGAGAAGGGAGAUAUCUACGCCAGCUAAGGACAACUCUACAUGAGGUAGGCUUUGGAAGCGUUGCUGUGAGGGAAGAGAAUAGCAAGAGGAAGCAGUCGCAAUCAGCACACGUCAACAAAAGAGACGUCGAGGAAAAAGCAAGAAAUGAGAACCCACUGGGAAAAGACUUUGUCCAUGCUCUCCUGGCUGAGGCCGCUCUGGGCCAGGCUCUCGCGAACGACUUCGAACCACUCUUCGAUCUCCGAGGUCGCGUUCGAGUCGAUCUUGGCAGCAGCCUGCGUGGCCGCCGAGGAGCCUGAGCCAAUGUACGAGGCCCAAACGAUCCUUUCUUCCCCAAAGGCCUCGAGAGCAGUGUCGAGGAAGAUGCGCAGCCUUCGCAGCAGCUCAGCGCGGCGCUCCUCGGCGCUCAUCGAAGGUGUCACGCUGCCAGCUAUCGACUCAGCCGUUGACACGGCCGCCGAGGUGGCGUCGGCGACUGAGUGGAUCACGCUGGCGCCCGUGUUGGUGAGACCGGGUGCAUCGACGGCCCGGAAGGAAGCGGCAGCGCUGACAGAGGGCGGCAGCAGGCUAGGCAGCGGCAGGGGUGACAGCUUGAGAUAGACCCUGGGAUGCAGCGAGAGGCGCUAUUGAAAGGUGGA
Acaromyces ingoldii is the source of this 802-nucleotide messenger RNA. RefSeq lists its product as hypothetical. The transcript has a single exon. The coding region runs from base 309 to 764 and encodes 151 amino acids. Lineage: Eukaryota; Fungi; Basidiomycota; Exobasidiomycetes; Exobasidiales; Cryptobasidiaceae. The record is from RefSeq and is a predicted model, not a curated record.